UUUAUCCACAUCACGUCCAAUCCAAUCCGGAACGCCAUGUUUGUGCGAUGUUGCGGUGAUCACAUUAUGCGAGUUUGACUUCUUACAUAGCGUUUCUUUUCAACUUCGUAAACUUCUGAACGCGCAAACAUGUACGAACAAGAAGAAGAUCCAUAUGCUGAAGAUGACUCUGAAGAAAUCACUCCUGACCUCUGGCAAGAAGCCUGUUGGAUUGUCAUCAGUGCUUAUUUUGAUGAGAAGGGCCUUGUACGACAACAGUUGGAUUCGUUUGACGAAUUUAUUCAGAUGUCUGUUCAGAGGAUUGUUGAGGACACACCACAGAUUGAUCUUCAAGCUGAGGCACAGCACUCAUCUGGCGAAAUCGAAAAUCCGCCAAGGUAUUUACUCAAGUUUGAGCAGAUCUACCUGUCUAAACCAACUCACUGGGAGAAAGAUGGAGCACCCAGUCCCAUGAUGCCUAACGAGGCUAGGCUAAGAAACCUCACAUAUUCUGCACCACUGUAUGUGGAUAUAACAAAGACCGUCAUCAAAGAGAAUGAAGAUCCCAUCGAAACGCAGCACCAGAAGACGUUCAUUGGCAAGAUUCCGAUUAUGUUGAGAUCGACAUAUUGUCUCCUAAACAACUUGACAGACCGUGAUCUCAGUGAAUUGAACGAAUGCCCUCUCGAUCCUGGCGGCUAUUUUAUUAUCAACGGUUCAGAAAAGGUGCUGAUUGCUCAGGAAAAAAUGGCAACAAACACGGUCUAUGUCUUCCAAAUGAAAGAUUCGAAAUAUGCCUACAAGGCAGAAUGUCGCUCGUGUCUCGAGCACUCGUCAAGACCUACAAGUACCCUCUGGGUGAAUAUGCUUGCGAGGGGUGGCCAGGGUGUAAGGAAGAGUGCCAUCGGACAAAGGAUCAUUGCAAUCCUACCAUACAUCAAACAGGAAAUUCCUAUCAUGAUUGUAUUCAGAGCCCUAGGCUUUGUGGCAGACAGGGAUAUCUUGGAGCACAUCAUCUACGACUUUGAAGAUCCCGAAAUGAUGGAAAUGGUGAAACCAUCCCUAGAUGAGGCCUUUGUGAUACAGGAGCAAAAUGUCGCGUUGAACUUCAUUGGUUCUCGUGGUGCCCGUCCUGGCGUGACGAAAGAAAAGCGUAUCAAAUACUCUAGGGAAAUCCUUCAGAAAGAAAUGCUGCCACAUGUUGGCGUAAGCGAUUUCUGUGAAACAAAGAAAGCCUAUUACCUCGGGUACAUGGUGCAUAGGCUCCUGCUCGCUGCACUUGGCCGUCGGGAACUGGACGAUCGAGAUCACUACGGAAACAAGCGACUCGAUCUUGCUGGGCCCCUCAUGGCAUUCCUGUUCAGGGGCCUUUUCCGUAACCUCACAAAAGAAGUCCGGAUGUAUGCGCAGAAGUUCAUUGAUCGUGGCAAGGAUUUUAACCUCGAACUUGCCAUCAAAACUCGCAUUAUUACGGAUGGCUUGCGUUACUCUUUGGCUACAGGAAAUUGGGGCGAUCAGAAGAAGGCCCAUCAGGCAAGGGCUGGCGUGUCUCAGGUGUUGAACCGUCUCACAUACGCUUCAACUCUGUCCCAUCUUCGAAGAGUGAAUUCACCUAUUGGCCGUGAUGGCAAACUGGCGAAACCUCGUCAGCUGCAUAACACUUUAUGGGGAAUGAUCUGUCCAGCCGAGACUCCUGAGGGUCACGCCGUGGGUCUGGUGAAGAACCUCGCCCUGAUGUCGUACAUCUCUGUCGGAUCCCAGCCAUCUCCCAUCCUUGAGUUCUUGGAGGAGUGGAGCAUGGAGAAUCUGGAAGAAAUUGCCCCGUCAGCUAUUGCUGAGGCUACAAAGAUCUUCGUCAACGGUUGCUGGGUCGGCAUCCAUCGUGACCCCGAUCAACUGAUGAACACGCUGCGCAAACUUCGACGUCAGAUGGACAUUAUCGUGUCUGAAGUGUCGAUGGUGCGAGACAUCCGUGACCGUGAAAUCCGUAUCUACACCGACGCGGGGCGCAUCUGUCGGCCUCUGCUUAUUGUCGAAGACCAGAAGCUGCUUCUGAAACGACGUCACAUUGACAGCUUGAAAGAACGAGAGUACAACAAUUACAGCUGGCAGGACUUAGUGGCUAGUGGUGUGGUGGAGUACAUAGACACUCUGGAAGAGGAAACGGUGAUGCUUUCCAUGACGCCCGAUGACCUGCAGGACAAGGGUGUUGCUUACUGUUCGACCUACACGCAUUGUGAGAUUCACCCCUCCAUGAUCCUCGGGGUGUGUGCUUCCAUCAUUCCAUUUCCUGAUCACAACCAGUCUCCCCGUAAUACAUACCAGUCUGCUAUGGGUAAGCAGGCUAUGGGCAUCUACAUCACCAACUUCCACGUACGCAUGGACACGUUGGCUCACGUGCUCUAUUAUCCCCACAAACCUCUGACAACUACGCGCUCCAUGGAGUACCUGCGUUUCCGAGAGUUGCCGGCCGGUAUCAACUCCAUUGUUGCUAUCAUGUCAUACACUGGCUACAACCAGGAAGAUUCCAUCAUCGUUAAUGCGUCGGCUGUCGACCGGGGAUUUUUCAGGUCAGUGUUUUACCGGUCAUACAAGGACUCUGAAUGCAAACGUGUGGGUGAUCAAGAAGAACAAUUUGAGAAACCAACAAGGGAAACAUGCCAAGGCAUGAGAAACGCUAUUUAUGACAAGCUGGAUGAUGAUGGUAUCAUUGCUCCAGGCACAAGGGUAUCUGGUGAUGAUGUGAUCAUCGGGAAGACUAUAACCCUCCCAGAAAAUGAUGAUGAUCUGGAGAGCACUAAUCGCCGGUUCACAAAGAGGGAUGCAAGUACUUUCCUUCGAAACAGCGAAACUGGCAUUGUAGAUCAAGUGAUGCUGACCGUAAAUGCGGAAGGGUACAAAUUCUGCAAGAUUCGUGUCCGCUCUGUGAGAAUUCCACAAAUAGGGGAUAAGUUUGCCAGUCGCCACGGUCAAAAAGGCACAUGUGGUAUCACCUACCGGCAAGAGGAUAUGCCCUUCACUGCUGAAGGCCUGACCCCUGACAUCAUCAUCAACCCACAUGCCAUCCCUUCCCGUAUGACAAUCGGUCACUUGAUUGAGUGCCUGCAAGGGAAGGUUUCAGCCAACAAGGGUGAAAUUGGUGAUGCCACACCCUUUAAUGACUCUGUAAACGUACAAAAGAUCUCGAACCUCCUGCAAGAGUAUGGGUAUCAUCUCAGAGGAAAUGAGGUGAUGUACAACGGACACACCGGGCGCAAAGUGAACGCUCAGAUCUUUCUGGGUCCCACUUAUUACCAGCGUCUGAAGCACAUGGUGGACGACAAAAUCCACUCCAGAGCACGAGGUCCCGUGCAGAUUUUAGUCAGACAACCUAUGGAAGGUAGAGCAAGGGAUGGCGGCCUGCGUUUUGGUGAAAUGGAGCGAGAUUGCCAAAUAUCUCACGGAGCUGCCCAAUUCCUACGGGAGCGACUGUUUGAGGUGUCGGACCCUUAUCGGGCUCACAUCUGCAACCUUUGUGGCCUCCUCGCAAUCGCCAACCUGCGCAACAACACGUUUGAGUGCAAAGGCUGCCGUAAUAAGACUCAGAUUUCUCAAAUCUGCCUUCCGUACGCGUGUAAACUUUUGUUCCAAGAACUGAUGUCCAUGUCCAUAGCACCUCGCAUUAUGGUGACUUGAGCAAAAAUGCCUCUUUUGGCUAUUGUUGUCAAAUAAAUACGUUUUUAUCAUAAA
Ornithodoros turicata is the source of this 3708-nucleotide messenger RNA. It is a transcript of the gene RpII140, whose product is annotated as DNA-directed RNA polymerase II subunit RPB2. Gene Ontology annotation, cellular component: RNA polymerase II, core complex. The coding region runs from base 130 to 3654 and encodes 1174 amino acids. Gene Ontology annotation, biological process: DNA-templated transcription. NCBI's taxonomy places the organism in Eukaryota, Metazoa, Arthropoda, Arachnida, Ixodida, Argasidae. The record is from RefSeq and is a predicted model, not a curated record. The transcript is spliced from 18 exons. Gene Ontology annotation, molecular function: ribonucleoside binding; DNA binding.